This is a messenger RNA of Penicillium canescens, 1608 nucleotides long. Its product is annotated as MFS transporter. Gene Ontology annotation, biological process: transmembrane transport. Lineage: Eukaryota; Fungi; Ascomycota; Eurotiomycetes; Eurotiales; Aspergillaceae. The record is from RefSeq and is a predicted model, not a curated record. Gene Ontology annotation, molecular function: transmembrane transporter activity. Bases 1 to 1608 code for a protein of 535 amino acids. The transcript has 2 exons.
AUGACUGUCGCCGCUGUCGAGAAAAAUGUUCUCAAGAGAAUUCCGACCUGGCGCAAAAUCUUCGACCAAGGCAGUGUUUCUCAAUACAUCAUUGAUCAACACUACGAUGGCGCCGGCACCGAGGAGGAUCCAUACCAAGUAUCCUGGGUGGAGGAAGACCCCUGCGAUCCUAUGUUGUUUUCUGCAGUGACCAAAUGGCUUAUCAUGGUCCUAGUAGGCAUUGAGACACUGGCGGUGGCGUUGGUAUCGUCUGCCUACUCGGGUGGCAUUGUAGAAAUACUCGAGGACUUCCAAGUCAGCGAGGAAAUCGCUCUCCUGGGUAUUUCGCUCUUCGUUAUCGGAUUCGCCGUGGGUCCCUUGUUCUGGGCGCCCUUAAGUGAGAUUUACGGGCGUCGAUAUAUGAUGAUCGUGAGUGCUGUGGGAUUAACAGCCUUCACUGCUGGAAGCGCUGGGUCACAGAACAUCUGGACACUGAUCAUUCUGCGAUUCUUCGCUGCGUGUCUCGGUUCUGCGCCAUUCGCCGUGUCGGGUGGUGUUAUCGCCGAUACAUUCCCUGCCAUCAGUCGCGGCCUUGCUAGCGGAUUGUACUGUGCUGCACCGUUCCUCGGACCGACAUUGGGUCCCAUCGUCGGUGGCUUCUUGUCGGAAAAUGCUGGUUGGCGAUGGGUGGAGGGACUCCUUGCUGCCUUUGCUGGACUGUUCGCGAUUAUCACCAUCCUUACCUUGCCGGAGACCUAUGCGCCGGUGUUACUGAGCAAGCGUGCCGCACGUCUCUCCUCAAUCACCGGGCAUGUGUAUCGCAGCAAAAUCGAGAUUGACAAGGGAAAGACGCAUCUGGGAGCAGUCCUGAAAACUGCUCUCUCUCGGCCCUGGGUACUCCUAUUCCGUGAGCCCAUCGUCCUUCUUUUAUCAAUCUACCUCUCGAUCAUUUACGGCAUUCUGUAUCUAUUUUUUGCAGCGAUACCCAUUGUCUAUCAAACAGAGCGUGGUUGGAGUGAAGGGAAGAGCGGCCUCGCCUUCAUUGGCAUUUUGGUCGGCAUCCUAUUCUCUGUUGUCGCGACAUUCCCAAUGUACUUCCGAUACAAGAAGAAGGUCCUCUCAACGCCCGGCCGAGUUGCUCCGGAAGCCCGACUCCCCGAGGCCUUUAUUGGCGCUAUAGCGCUAGUCGUUGGGUUGUUCUGGUUUGCCUGGACCAACUCACCUUCGAUCCACUGGAUGGCUUCGAUCGCAGCCGGAGUUCCCUUUGGCUUUGGCAUGGUCAUGGUGUUUCUUCCCGUUUUAAACUACUUGAUCGAUGCCUACACAAUCUACGCUGCGUCAGUCUUGGCCGCCAACGCCGCUUUGCGCUCGAUCUUUGGUGCCGCUUUUCCCCUGUUCACCACUCCCAUGUACAAGAACCUGGGCAUCCACUGGGCUUCAUCGAUUCCUGCUUUCCUGGCGCUUGCUUGUGUGCCCUUGCCGUUCUUGUUCUAUAAGUACGGCGCGGCGAUUCGAGGCAGGUGUCACUAUGCCGCAGAGUCCGAUGCCCUCAUGGAAAAGUUGUUUGGAAGGCCAGCGCCGCCGAAACUGGAAGAAACGCAUGAAGAACGCCUCAAUACCAAGGAAUAA